AUGUCUUACGUUCGUAAACCAGGCAAGUUUCUGACAAAACUGAGAACGUUAGGUCAGCCUCGCUUUCCAAGAACGUUAGGUCAGCUUCGCUUUCCAAAAAAGCCAAUAGAGGAGAUCAGUUUGCCCUUGCAAAUCGGUUCGAACGUGUCUGUAGAGCGAUAUAACAAAUUUAUUGACCGUAAAGCGCCCCGCGGUUACAAAUACCAUUACGAAAACGGCGACGUUUUUAUUAUCGAUAUGUCUUCGUAUGAACAUUCCAGGAUCGUUGUCUUCUUGAUAAAUUACUUUAAUGUCUAUAAUGGUGGAACUCCAAUGCGUAAUCAGCCAAUUCUAAUUAGUGGUGACACUUUCCAUCCUAGUCCUAUUAAAGAUGAGGAGAGGAUUGCACCAGACAUUUGCAUAUCACCGAAUGAACCUUACGUUCCAAACCCCACUGUUCCCCAUCCGGGUUCUCCUCCAAGCAAUUCGAAUGGUAAGUCGCAUGCCAGGAUCGUGGUUGAGAUUGCUCAUUGCCAAUCUACCGAGUCUUUGAAGUCGAAAUGCAAACUAUGGAUGCGACAGGAUUAUGUCCGCUAUGUGCUCGGAAUCAAGUUCCAUGAACCGAGGAAGAUAAAGGAUCCUCAAGGAAGGUAUUAUAGAGCAAUGACAGCAAGGCUCUGGACACAAGGAGCACGGUGCCAAAAGUGGGACUUUGGGAGUGUGCCAAAAAAGGCUCUUAUUACGCCGGGUAAAGAAAUUCCUACCACGGGAUGUGACAGACCGGACAUUCCAGAAUUUGUGAUCAAUAUUCCAGUUAGUGCAGUUUUUUAUAAUCCACCAUCAGUUUCGCUGCCUGCUGGAUUGAAUAUCGAUCCUGCUGCUAAUUUCACUAUUGACCUCUUUGAUGUUCAACAAGAAGUCCUAAAUAGGCAAAGAAAUUAG
This is a messenger RNA of Paraglomus brasilianum, 921 nucleotides long. Lineage: Eukaryota; Fungi; Glomeromycota; Glomeromycetes; Paraglomerales; Paraglomeraceae. The record is from the annotation of a GenBank genome assembly.